This is a messenger RNA of Bipolaris victoriae FI3, 1839 nucleotides long. RefSeq lists its product as hypothetical. The record is from RefSeq and is a predicted model, not a curated record. Bases 1 to 1839 code for a protein of 612 amino acids. The transcript is spliced from 3 exons. Gene Ontology annotation, molecular function: single-stranded DNA binding; 3'-tyrosyl-DNA phosphodiesterase activity; double-stranded DNA binding. Gene Ontology annotation, cellular component: nucleus. NCBI's taxonomy places the organism in Eukaryota, Fungi, Ascomycota, Dothideomycetes, Pleosporales, Pleosporaceae. Gene Ontology annotation, biological process: single strand break repair; double-strand break repair.
AUGCAACAAGAUCCCGAAGAUGCUCCGCCGAGUAAGCGCCGAAGAAUCGGUGUUGACUCGCCCAAAGAGGAAGUGUUUGAGAACCAGCCUUGUUCUUCGACAAAAUCACGCAAGGGUCUCGAUAGGCCGAUUAGUCCCCCGACGUUAUCGAAGCGGAUAGGGCGGGAAGAGGGUGCUGCUUUUACGCCAAGCUGGAGUUUUGAUGGUGUGGUGAAAGAGGAGGGGGCGUUGGGGACAGCGGAGCCAUCUACUACAUCAAACAGCAAGGAAACCGUAAAAGAGAAAGAUGCUAAUGCAGAGACACGGUUCAUCCCUUCGCCAGUACAGCUCACCCGGAUUGAGAGGCUGCCCAUGGAGAAGAAUGUCGAUACGGUGGGCUUGGCUGAUUUGCUGGGAGAUCCCUUGAUCAAAGAGUGCUGGAACUUUAAUUAUUUGUUUGACCUGGAUUUCGUCAUGCAACACUUUGAUAGGGACGUUAGGGAUAUGGUCAAAGUCAAGAUUGUGCAUGGCUUCUGGAGGAAUAAUGACAAGAGCAGGAUUGCAUUACUGGAAACAGCAGAGCGAUAUCCCAACAUUAACCUUAUAAGUGCAUAUCUCUCAGACCAGUUUGGUACUCACCAUUCGAAAAUGCUCAUUCUCUUCCGACACGAUGAUACUGCUCAGAUCGUUAUCCAUACAGCCAACAUGAUUCACCGCGACUGGGCGAAUAUGACACAAGCAGUCUGGGUGUCACCGUUGCUUCCAUUCUUGCCGCACACAGAAUGGGAGGAGCAAUCAAAGUCCACAAAGAUCCACGCUAUCGGGAGCGGCGAACGAUUCAAAAUUGAUCUUAUUCAUUACUUGCAUGCUUAUGGACUGCGUAUGAAGGCCCUAAUUCUCCAGCUUGAAUACUACGACUUCUCGAGUAUUCGGGCAGCGUUCCUUGGAAGCGCGCCAUCAAAAGAGAAAUCAUCUGCGGCCAGUCCUUCGAACACUGCUUUUGGCUGGUUAGGGCUAGACCAGACACUUUCUAGUAUUCCAGUCAAGGCAUCAGAAGACAGUUCCCGUCCUCACAUUGUCACUCAAAUCUCGUCAGUGGCGACAUUAGGUGCGACACCAACAUGGCUUUCCCACUUCCAGUCUAUCCUUUCGCGCUGUUCAUAUGUUAAAGAUGCAAGAAAAGAAGAAGCAUCAUCGUCAUCCACAAAAUCGCCUACAUUAUUCACCAAGCAAAAGACCAAUGCGGCAAAAGCACCAGAACCCAAGUUCAGCGUCGUAUUCCCGACCCCAGCCGAGAUCCGCAGGUCCCUAGAUGGCUACACGUCUGGUGGGUCCAUCCACUGGAAAUAUCACUCUGCCCAGCAGCAAAAACAGCUCGAAUACAUGCACCCACUACUCUGUCACUGGACCCCCAUAUCCCGCCCCGACCCAUCUCAACGAGAAGCACACCGUGGCACAGCAGCACCACACAUUAAGACGUACAUUCGCUUCAGCGACGAAACCCACACGACCAUGGACUGGGCUUUGCUCACAAGCGCCAACCUAAGCAAGCAAGCAUGGGGUGAUGUGGUGAACAAAAACGAAGAAAUCAGGAUUCAGUCAUAUGAAACAGGUGUAAUGGUAUGGCCUGCUCUAUUUGCAGAAUCUGGGCAUUCAUCGACUAUGGUUCCGGUGUUCGGGACUGAUAACCCAGAGGCAGGCAAACAUGGCGAGGAAAAGAGAGGGACAGUGGUUGGAUUCCGCAUGCCGUACAAUCUACCACUCGUGCCUUACUCGGCUGAUGAGCGACCUUGGUGUGCGACGUUGGCGUAUGAGGAGCGGGAUCGGUAUGGACGUUCCUGGCCUGGUUGGGGACGUUGA